Messenger RNA from Populus trichocarpa (black cottonwood), 2918 nucleotides. Its product is annotated as coronatine-insensitive protein 1. The coding region runs from base 786 to 2603 and encodes 605 amino acids. The transcript has 3 exons. The record is from RefSeq and is a predicted model, not a curated record. NCBI's taxonomy places the organism in Eukaryota, Viridiplantae, Streptophyta, Magnoliopsida, Malpighiales, Salicaceae. Gene Ontology annotation, biological process: SCF-dependent proteasomal ubiquitin-dependent protein catabolic process. Gene Ontology annotation, cellular component: SCF ubiquitin ligase complex.
CUUUUGUUUGUUUUUUCGAGAGGCGUACAAUCCUAAUAAUCAAAUACCAGUAGAGAAAUAGAAGCACAGAGCCCCUUAAGAGGCUGUAUCUGAUCCAUAAACCCACAGAUUUCAGUUUUUCCAUAAAAAAACCGUCUCAACUGUCGCCGUCUGAUUUCCUCUCUCCGUCGAUCACCACCGUCUACUCUCUCCUCGAUCUCUUUUUCUCCUUUUUAGCUUUCGUUCCCCUUUUCUUUGCUCUUGCUACCUCUAACCCCACCUCACUCACUUACCAACAGUCUCGGUGCUCUAUCGAUCUGAUGCAACUGUCAUGAUCCGAUUGGCUCGAUUCCCGUUCCAAAAUCGCUUAAAUCACCAGCUACUUUGCUCUGCAUCCCGCUAAUAUCACCACCUAUCGAUUUUAGUAACUUUAUAUUCCAUGUCUCUCUUUUUUUUAAGUUAAGUGAGCUCAACGUUUUUGAUUUUUAUGUAAGGUUUCAGUCAUGCUUAGUUCUUUUUUCUUGAGUUCAAAAUUGCAGGAUUUGAAUUAUUUUUUUUUGGUUUUAGAUCGGAUAGUAAAAGUGUUAAUCAAUGAGUUUUAAUAGAAAAUUCUCAAAUCUAUGAGGUACUCUAUAGUAACUUCAGAUUUGUUUUCUUAUUCCCAUUUUUGAUUACUCAGUUUAUUUUAUAUAGUAUAAGCUUAAAAUCUGUAAAUUACGAAUUCCCUUUAACAAAUCAAGUCUCCUAUCUUUUUGGCGUUCUGUUUUUUUCUUCUUUCUUUUCUUUUGUUUUUUUUUUAAAUUUCAAUGGAAGAAAUUCAGAACAGAAAAAUGAAUAACUUGAAUUGUAGCGGAGGCGGGGUUGGAGGAGGGAUGUCCGACGUCGUACUAGAAUGCGUGAUGCCAUACAUACACGACCCGCGGGACCGCGACGCUGUUUCGUUAGUUUGCCGGAGAUGGUACGAGCUAGAUGCGCUAACACGAAAGCACGUGACAAUAGCUUUAUGUUACAGUACAAGUCCAGAUCGAUUACAACGUCGUUUUAAGCACCUCGAAUCAUUAAAGAUGAAAGGGAAGCCACGGGCUGCUAUGUUUUUUAAUCUGAUACCGGACGAUUGGGGAGGGUUUGUGACUCCAUGGGUUAAUGAAAUAGCGGAGAGUUUUAAUUGCUUGAAAUCGCUUCAUUUUAGGAGGAUGAUUGUUAAAGAUUCGGAUCUAGAGUUGCUUGCUAGUUCUAGAGGGAAAGUUUUGCAGGUUUUGAAGCUUGACAAGUGCUCUGGGUUUUCCACUGAUGGCCUUUCGCACAUCGGUCGCUCUUGCAGGCAAUUGAGAACAUUAUUUUUGGAAGAGAGUGCAAUAGCUUAUGAGAAAGACGGUGACUGGCUCCAUGAGCUCGCUACAAACAAUACAGUUCUCGAGACUCUAAAUUUUUACAUGACGGAUCUUACCAAAGUCAGAUUGGAAGAUCUUGAGCUUCUUGCCAAGAACUGUCGUUCAUUAGUAUCUGUGAAGAUUAGCGACUGUGAAAUCUUGGAACUUGUUGGUUUCUUUCGUGCUGCAUCUGCUAUAGAAGAAUUUUGUGGAGGUUCCUUCAAUGAGCCAGAUCAACCAGGGAAGUACUCUGCUGUCGUAUUCCCCCCAAAAUUAUGCCGUUUGGGUCUCAGCUAUAUGGAGAAGAAUGUAAUGUCAAUAGUGUUCCCUUUUGCAUCCCUGCUCAAAAAGUUGGAUCUCCUCUAUGUAUUGCUUGGCACAGAAGAUCAUUGUGUUUUAGUCCAAAGGUGCCCCAACCUAGAAGUUCUUGAGACAAGAAAUGUUAUUGGAGAUAGAGGGCUGGAAGCUCUUGCCCGGAGUUGUAAGCGACUAAAGAGGCUUAGAAUAGAGCGUGGUGCUGAUGAGCAGGAAAUGGAGGAUGUAGAUGGCCGGGUAUCACAAAGAGGACUAAUCGCCUUAGCUCAGGGCUGCCUAGAACUUGAGUACAUAGCUGUUUAUGUUUCUGAUAUUAGCAAUGCAGCUCUGGAACAUAUGGGUGCAUACUCAAAGAACCUCAAUGAUUUUCGCCUGGUCUUACUUGAGCAAGAAGAUAGGAUUACAGAUCUGCCACUUGACAAUGGAGUCCGAGCUCUAUUGAGGGGCUGUGAAAAGCUCCAAAGGUUCGGUCUGUAUCUCCGAUCAGGGGGUUUGACUGAUGUAGGUCUUGGAUAUAUUGGACAGUACAGCAGACAUGUGAGAUGGAUGAUUCUGGGUAGCGUUGGGGAAUCUGAUGAGGGGCUUUUGGCAUUUUCUAUGGGCUGUCCUAGUCUGCAAAAACUUGAAAUGAGGGCCUGUUGCUUCACCGAGCGUGCACUGGCUAGAGCUGCCUUGCAACUGACUUCUCUGAGGUACUUGUGGGUGCAUGGUUAUAGAGAAACCUCUAAUGGUCAUCGUGAUCUUUUAACAAUGGUUCGCCCAUUUUGGAACAUUGAAUUGAUUCCUUCUAGAAGGGUCGCGACGGUUAAUAACGCAGGAGAAGAUAUUGUGUCUGAGAAUCCAGCCCACAUACUUGCAUAUUACUCCCUUGCUGGACCAAGAACAGACUUUCCAGAUACUGUGAUACCACUGGAUCCAGCGAGGGUAGUUGCUGCGUAGAGCUGUAUAUGAAAUCGAUGUCCCUGUCAUUUUACUGCCACGUGCUGUUCAUAGAUUUAUCCUUCCUUUUGCCAUUUGGUUAAAGAGUGUUUGAGUUUAAUUUUAAUCUGGACCCUUGUCCUGUAAUAAGUUGCUUUCCCAUCUGUAAUUUAGCACUUCCACUCGUCUUUUUUCUGCCGCCUGGGGCAAUUAGCUUAAGGUUUAACCGUUUGGUGACUUUGUAUUUCACCUGCUUCAAUGUUGGAAAUAUUGCUGUUACCGGGUAGAAUUUUGGGAUGUUUUCUAUUGACAAAUACACGGAGAUUUUCACUUGUA